ACAUUUCCCGUCGUCCCUUGGUGUCCGUGGAGAAUUGGCUCCAGGACUCCCUCCCUCCCCCCGGUCUCUUUCAGAUACCCAAAUCCACCCAUGCCAAAGUCCUCCAGUCUGCUCUCCGUAUCCGUGGUUGGGUCAAAUCUAUAGAUGUGGAACCCGCAUAUACGGAGAGCCAACUGUAAUUUGUCCUUAAGGAGUGAAAGGGAAGCAAUGCAGAAAUCAGAGGGCUCUGGAGGUACACAGUUGAAAAACAGAGCAACAGGUAACUAUGAUCAAAGGACAUCAUCAAGCACACAGAUAAAACACAGGAAUGCAGUUCAGGGAAGCAAAUCCUCAUUGUCAACCAGUUCUCCAGAGUCUGCAAGAAAACUUCAUCCUAGACCAAGUGAUAAACUGAACCCUAAAACAAUUAAUCCGUUUGGUGAACAGUCACGAGCGCCUUCUGCAUUUGCAGCUAUUUACUCUAAAGGAGGUAUUCCUUGCAGAUUGGUACAUGGUUCAGUAAAACACAGAUUACAGUGGGAAUGUCCUCCUGAAAGUCUUUCAUUUGAUCCACUUCUUAUUACUUUAGCUGAGGGUCUGAGAGAGACUAAGCAUCCAUACACUUUUGUGUCAAAGGAGGGUUUUAGAGAAUUACUUUUGGUCAAAGGUGCUCCUGAAAAAGCUAUUCCUUUGCUACCUAGACUGAUUCCUGUGCUAAAGGCAGCUCUGGUCCAUUCGGAUGAUGAAGUGUUUGAAAGAGGAUUGAAUGCUCUAGUUCAGCUAAGUGUCGUUGUUGGUCCUUCUCUAAACGACCAUCUGAAGCAUCUGCUUACAAGCGGGAGCCUUAGCAUCAUCAAAUCUAAAAUUCCAACAUACUGCUCCAUAUGCUGUUGAAGAAGGGAGCCAACAAAAAUUGUUUUUUCUACCUGUUGACGUGUCAAGCACUGACCGUGGGUACUCAUUUAUUUUAUUCUUUUGUAAAUCACAGCCACCAUUCAUUAUUUACUAGGUUAAGAUGAAUAGACACUGAAUCAAAGUUAUUCAUCAACAAAAAAGAACAGUUACUAAUGGAAAGUUAUUAAAAUAAGUUCUAUAAGAGUACAAUUUUGAGGUUUAUUUUUUGUAUUUUUAUUAUUUGUGCGAAGAACCAUUACUGAGUUUGCAAGAUAAGAUGUAUUUGUAUUUUCUAGUGUCUUUUUAUUUAUAACACUUUUUUGGCAAUCAGUUUGUAGCUGUGCCCUUAUUUUUAUAGAUAGUUUGCCAUUUCUUGGGUUUAAUGUUUAACAAGGCUAUAGAAAUUUAAAAUAGUGGACAAAUGUUUGUGAAUACACUUUUAAAAAAUUGUUUUAAAAGAGAAAAGCGGUCUUGCUUUGUUGCCCAGACUGGAGUGCAGUGGCAUAAUCAGCAUAAUCAAUCAUAGCUCACUGCAAGCCUCAAAUUUUUGUGCUCAGAUGAUCCUUUCAUCUCAGCCUCCUGAUUAGCUGGGACUAUAGGCGUGUGCCACCAUGCCCAGCUAAUUUUGAAAUUUGCUUGUAGAGAGAGAUGGGAUCUCACUUUGUUGUCCAGGCUGGUCUCAAAAUUCUGGUGAGUGAUCCUCCCACAAUGGACUUCCAAAGUGCUGGGAUUACAGGCGUGAGCCACCAUGCGUGGCCCCAUGAAUACACUAUUAAUAUUGUUUGUAAAUAUGUAUUUUAUACUGUACAAUGCUUGGAAAAUUUUCAGAGUAUUCUAGUUUAAAAAUUUUUUUCUAAUUCUGUAAAUUCUAUUGCAAGUAUGUUGUUUAUACAACUCAUUACAACUACCUAAAUUUUAGGUGUUAACUGUAUUUAAGUAAAUGUGUUAUAUUUGCAUUUCAUAGCCAGAAAAUACUGAUGUUCACUUAAAGAUAUUCAGCAAUUAAAAUGUUAAAACUUGUACAUGCAUUCAUUGAUUUUGUUGUGCUUAUGUUUAGCAAUUUUUAAGAAGCUUUUAAAAUAUAGUAUAGACAUAGUUCAGAAUUUUGAUGUAAUAGAAGCAAUUCCCUCUGGCUACAACAGCUGCCUGCCUGCUGGCCUUGCUUUUACCUGUUUUCAUUGCAUUGAGCACCAUCCAGAGCUAUCUGCCAUCUAGAAAGUACUGUAAGAAAGAUUUAAUUAAUUACAAAAUUUCUUGGAAAAGACCUGUAACAUAGACAGUAGAGUUAUAAACAUUUUAUUUUGCUUUUAUUUUUUCUUUUUGAAAUACAAAAUGUGCACAUUGAGUUUACACAAACACGCGAUGGCAAAUUUCAGUGUACAUGUAUUGUACUACUCUUAAUUUCUACACUGGUGAUAGCAGGGCAGCUUUCAACAUCCUAUCUCUACACCAGAAUAGAUACCUGAUUUAUUGUUGCAAAGACAGUUGCAAAUUUCCUCCUUCUGUAGCCUCUUGGUCUUUGUGAUAUUUCUACAAAACAGGGACGAUGUGUGUGGCUUUAGUAAUGUGGCAACUUUACAGUUUUGGCUAAGAUGAUUAAAAAUAAUCUGAAUUAUUAUGAUGAGCUAAAUCAUACUGUAAUCUGGAUUAUUUGUUGAGCACUUAUUUUCUACUAAAUCUUGGUAGUAGGGUAGUAGUUGUCAAUGUAAUGGAACCACUGGUGCUUUCAAAGUGAAUUUUGUUUGCUGUUUGUUUGUUCCUAGUAGACAGUGGGGUAGUCAAGGUUUCUUUCUUUGUCCCUGAAUGGCUUGUAAUAUAAAUAAACAUGCUGUAAGGAAGUCAGGGGAAAGAGGACAGAUUUGGCCUUUAAUGCUGUUAGGAUUACUUGUUAUUAAGCAUUACUAUAUACUAUUACUAUAUACUGGAGGAUAGAUAAUCCUGACCCUUUGCAUAUGUCUGUAAACAUCCUUGUUUUGUUUGAUGCCUUCUUCAACUUCCACUUAAUGAUUGAUACAAUAAGAUUGAACAAAUCCAAAAUUAUUAUAUAGGCCUUGGCUGUAACAUAUUAUGGAAAAUUAAAUGCUUAUUAAAAUAAGUUUUAUUAGGCAUAUGCUGAUAUCUGAUAAUAAACUAAUUUUUAAACUAAUUUUUAAAUGUUUAAAAAUGCCAGAUAAAAUUAAUUAAUUUCUAACAGAAGGUGGGAAGGCCAUAGAAACUGGAACUAUGUGUUUUUUAAUUGUAAUCUUGUUUACUUAAAAAAGUAUAUAAAUGGAAUUACAGCAUUCAAACAUGAAAAUUAAUUUCUGGAAAUUAAAUGCAGAUGUCACUAUAUUUAUAUUAGAAAACCAUUCAAAAUCCUAGGACUGAAUACAUAUCUAGGACUGAAUACAUAUAAAUGAGUAGCAAAAAACACUGAUAUUUUAAAAUCACUGAUAUGUGAAAGCCUCAAUAAUCUCAUGGCUAAGGAACCAAUAAAACUAUAUGCCAGAUUCUAUUACUUUUGAAUAUUCACAGAGUAUGAAAUGAGUUAGACCAUCCCAUGAACUCAGUGGCAUUAUGACAUGAACUCAGUGGCAUUAUGAAAAGGAUGCAGAUUUAUAACUGAAAGCUCAAAUCUUUUGGGGAUUGCUUUAUAUUAAAACAAAGCUUGUUUGCAUAAUAUGCUUCAGUGUCAAGCUGAGCAAUCUAUGCUAAAAGUGGUAGCUCCAGCUUUAAGGGUGGUAGAAUAGUUCACAUUUGUCUGUUGGAUUCAGGAUCUAUUUGACAAGUUAAAUCACAUUUUCAAAGAGCUGCAUGGAGCGCAUUAUGUUUUCAUCCUGUAAGGGAGAAACAUAGAGCGAUUAAAUUCAGCAUAUCUACAAGGAAAAGUACACUAUUUUGCCCCUGAGUAUUGCCUCCUCCCAUCAACCACCUCAACCACCUAUGCCAAAAGCUCAAAUAUUAAGUGUUUGCAAAUGUAAAUGCCAUUCUAUCCAUUUUCCACAUAGAUGACUAUCAUAGAUGACUAUGAAGGACCCAUUUUAUAUUUUGUGGAGUCUAUUGACCAGGCAUUAAACCACUUUAUUUAAAUCUUUACUUGGUAUUUAUUAAUAGAGGAUAUUUCUCAAAUCAUAAUGCCAAAAUGGAAACUACAGAGGCGCAGAGGUAUGUCAAAGCAAAUGAGAAUUUUGGCAUUCUGUGUAGAUCACAGGCCAAAUCACACAGACUUUUAUACAGGUACAAGGAAAAUUUGUGUGUAUGAGCCAGCAGUUCAUGAAGAUUGGAGGCUGGCGCAUAGGAGGCAGGGUGGUGGAUUAAGAGGUAACAUGUUUGCAGUAAUCAUCUCUCUCUCUGUCUGCUAGUUGUGGCUAAAUCUGCAUGGCCUGAAGGAGCCUUUAAAAAUGAAUGGUCUCUCAAUUACAGAGAAAGAAUUGGGGAGCAGAAACCGCUGCUCAGUGGCUGUGUUCAGUUUAGCAUAUUCUUUAGAAAUGAGUUAGGGGACAGACUUUGGGCAUUAUUGGAGCACUUGUCAGUUGCAUGUGAAUAGCACUUACUGAGCUGUUUAUGGUAGUGGUAAAUGGUGGCUGAACCUGGUGGCUGAACCAAUAAUGGCUUCCACUGCUAGAAACCAAGUAACAUCACUGUCAAGCAGCUUAAUGUCACCAAAUUAAUUCUCUCAAAGACCACCGCAUGGAAAUCCAAGUUGAGAGACAAGCAGACAUCCAGAAAUGUAAGAACAACAAUUUAAAAAUAAAGAGAAAAACUAAAGAAACAACGGAUUUCUUUGUUUUCAGGAUUAUUUGAAAAAUUCUUUUUUUCUUUUUUUAUUUUUGAGGCAGAGUCUAUUUCUGUUGCCCAUCAUUCUGGAGUGCAGUGGCACAAUCAUGGCUCGACUGGGAUCAAGUGAUCUUCCUGCCUCAGCCUCCCAAGUAGCUGAGACUUCAGCCAUGUGCCACCGUGCCCAGCUAACUUAAUUUUUUUUUUGUAGAGAUAGGGUCUUGCUAUGUUGCCCACAUUGGUCUCAAAAUCCUGGCCUUAAGUUAUCUUCCCGCCUCAGCCUCCCAUAGUGCUGGGAUUACAGUUGUGAGCUACUGUACCAGGCCUUAACAAUUUUUAACUGUGGUUCUGCCCACACAUCAAGUCAAAUAAUUCUAAGUAAGCUAACACUGGUUUCUUUGAUAACAGGCUACUACCUGGAGUUCUCUUCAGAGAAAAUUUUCCACUGUUUAUUUUUUGUGACUGAAGACCAUUAGUGAGUUCAGUCAAAGAGCCAUUUCUUGUCCACAUACACUAAAAUCCACAUACACUAAAACAAUGACUUUUCUCUUAGAAAUCAGAUAGAAGCUUGGCCUGUUGUGAUGCAUACUUGGCUAUCUAGGAAUUCUAAUGCUAUGGAGAUAUGAUAGAUAAUAUAUGAGUUAUGCUAAGUUUGGGCAAAGAGCAAUUCAAAUCUCAUGUAUGUUUUAUCCUCCAUGAAUACUCUCUAAGGAAUUUGGGAAUCAACACAGUACAUGUACAACUUUUGUAUCCCCAGGGUUUCCUCCAUAGCCUGACUCAGUAGGCACUCUAAAUGUUGAUUAUGUAAUUGGUGCUUGUUUUCAGAGUGGUAGGCUUAUGCUGCAUGUUGUAGAAGUGGUAAACUUAGGCAUAUGAUCUCUAUAUUUCGCCCAGUUCAUGGUAGAUAGCUGCUAAUACUCAGUUUAGCUGUUAUGAUGAUGAAUUGAUAGUUAUUACACUUUCAUUACUUACUUUUUGGCAGCUUUCAAUGAACUCAUCUAUGGUAACAACCCCAUCUUUAUUUUUGUCCAUUUUCUG
Molecule: messenger RNA, 5667 nt
Organism: Gorilla gorilla gorilla (western lowland gorilla)
Lineage: Eukaryota; Metazoa; Chordata; Mammalia; Primates; Hominidae
Gene: PACRGL
Product: parkin coregulated like
Exons: 8
Coding region: 145-873 (242 amino acids)
Source: RefSeq, a predicted model, not a curated record